Molecule: messenger RNA, 252 nt
Organism: Dibothriocephalus latus
Lineage: Eukaryota; Metazoa; Platyhelminthes; Cestoda; Diphyllobothriidea; Diphyllobothriidae
Source: the annotation of a GenBank genome assembly
AUGUUCUCCGUCCUCAUCCUCCUCUGUGGUUUUUCGAUCACAUUCUCACUAGGAACUCCCGUAAAUCAACAUGCCAGUGAGUCAAUUGACGAUGUCACCAAUGUAUCUCCUGUCCGGCUUCCUUUGAGGGACAUCGAGGGAAACCGUCAGCCAUUCGCAAUUAAAUCACUCUCCGCAGAGUUAGAGAAGAAGCAUGCCGUCCUCUCCGACAAAGGUCCAUCUGAGGCGGGUAAGGUUUUAAUUCUAGUUUAA